Messenger RNA from Stegastes partitus (bicolor damselfish), 633 nucleotides. NCBI's taxonomy places the organism in Eukaryota, Metazoa, Chordata, Actinopteri, Pomacentridae. The record is from RefSeq and is a predicted model, not a curated record.
UGUGCUAUGUUGUGCUGUAUUGUGCUGUGUUGUGCUGUGUUGUGCUGUAUUGUGGUGUGUUGUAUUACGUUGUGUUGGUUUGUGGACUACGUCGUGGAGCAUCCCGCAGACGGCCGCCCGGAGAUCAUCUGGGUCAUCGAUGACAACGGCCGUGUCGUUGUCUUCGAUGAUUCAGAUGAGUCUUCCGAUGAAGAAGAGGUCUGGACCGACGACGAGAGCACCAGCGAAGACUCCGGCUAUAGCAGCCUAGACGAGGACGAAGAGGACAUGGAGGUCGACGUAGAAGAGGACGUCCGACCACGGUCCCCCCUGGUCCAACGUCUCCCCCCUCCUGCUGGUGCUCCACUCAUCGCUGCCCCCGCUGAUCCCCUUGCUUUCCACAUCAGCUCCUUCCUAAAGAGGGCCCGGGAAGAGAGCGAUGUGGCGAGGCAGGUAAGUCCGAAGAGGCAGCGGGCCAGUGAAGAAGAAGACCCGGAGGAAGGACCUUCCACUUCCCGUGCCGCUUCUUCCACAAACCCAGCACCGGACCCCACCGCGUCACGUCCCGCUUCGUCAGGUCUGGACUUCCCUGUGAUGGGUGGAAACUGGUUCAGGCCUUUUUGGAGUCCUGGCACUGACAGUGACUCCGAUUAG